This is a messenger RNA of Thalassophryne amazonica, 822 nucleotides long. Its product is annotated as myosin regulatory light polypeptide 9-like. Gene Ontology annotation, cellular component: cytoplasm. The record is from RefSeq and is a predicted model, not a curated record. Bases 126 to 644 code for a protein of 172 amino acids. NCBI's taxonomy places the organism in Eukaryota, Metazoa, Chordata, Actinopteri, Batrachoidiformes, Batrachoididae. Gene Ontology annotation, molecular function: calcium ion binding. The transcript has 4 exons.
CGCGUGUCUCUGAGUUGGUUUGUUCUGAAAGGAUACGGACGAUCAGGAAGUGGAGGGCGGUGGUUGGGUGAAAAAGUACCGUCGGUUGAGCAGCUGUGAAGUUUGGUUUCAGGUAUAUCUGCAAAAUGGCAAGCAAAAAAACCAAGGUAAAAACUGCAAGGAAGCGCCCACAGCGCGCCACCUCCAAUGUCUUCGCCAUGUUUGACCAGUCACAGAUCCAGGAGUUCAAGGAGGCCUUCAAUAUGAUUGACCAGAACCGUGAUGGCUUUGUUGACAAAGAUGACCUUCAUGACAUGCUCGCCUCACUAGGAAAAAAUCCUACUGACAGUUACCUGGAGACCAUGAUGAAUGAAGCUCCUGGGCCCAUUAACUUCACUAUGUUCCUCACAAUGUUUGGAGAGAAGCUGAAUGGCACAGAUCCAGAAGAUGUGAUCAGAAAUGCUUUUGCUUGCUUUGAUGAAGAGGGCACAGGUUUCAUCCAUGAAGAUGUGCUCAGAGAGCUGCUCACAACAAUGGGUGACCGGUUCACAGAUGAGCAAGUGGACGAGCUUUUCAGGGAGGCCCCCAUUGACAAGAAGAGCAACUUCAACUACAUGGAGUUCACGCGCAUCCUAAAACACGGUGCAAGGGAUAAGGAUGAUUAAUUGGCUGUACCAGCCGGUACUGUUCCUCUUCUCUCUCAUCAGUGCUGUGCAUCUCAACCCUGAGUUAACCAAAGCAAUAACUACCCACCAUACUUGUUGUGAACUUCCAGAAUUGCCAAACUUGCAGUAAAGUAAAAAAAAAAAAUAAAUAAAAAUUUUAAGAAGUUGUCAAAAUGUU